CUCUGCUUUUUCUGCUCGUGUGUCACUCAGGAUGAAGCUGCUGCUGGUUGCUGCUGCUCUGGCCGUGGCCAGCUGUGCCACAAUCUCUCUGGAAGACCUGGAGUUCCACGCAUGGAAACUCAAGUUUGGAAGGUCCUACAGCUCUCCAGUGGAGGAGGCUCAGCGCAGGGAGAUCUGGCUCAGCAACCGCAGACUGGUGCUGGUGCACAACAUCAUGGCCGAUCAGGGCAUCAAGUCCUACCGCCUGGGCAUGACCUACUUUGCUGACAUGGAAAAUGAAGAGUACAAGCGGCUGAUCUCUCAGGGCUGCCUGGGCUCCUUCAACGCUUCUCUGCCUCGCGGCGGUUCUACUUUCUUCCGUCUGCCCCAAGGAGUUGAUCUGCCCAACACUGUUGACUGGAGGGACAAGGGCUACGUCACUGACAUCAAGGAUCAGAAGCAGUGUGGAUCCUGCUGGGCCUUCAGCGCCACUGGUUCACUGGAGGGUCAGAACUUCAAGAAGACAGGGAAGCUGACGUCUCUGAGCGAGCAGCAGCUGGUUGACUGCUCUGGUGACUAUGGAAACAUGGGCUGCAUGGGAGGCCUGAUGGACCAGGCCUUCAGCUACAUCAAAGCCAACAAGGGGAUCGACACAGAGGAAUCCUACCCUUAUGAGGCAGAGGAUGGCCAGUGCCGUUUCAACCCUAACACCAUUGGUGCCACAUGCACAGGCUACGUUGAUGUGACACAGGGUGAUGAAGAUGCCCUGAAGGAGGCUGUGGCCACCAUCGGACCUGUGUCCGUGGGCAUCGAUGCUUCCCACGCGUCCUUCCAGCUCUACGAAUCAGGUGUGUAUGAUGAGCCAGGCUGCAGCAGCACAGAUCUGGACCACGGAGUCCUGGCUGUGGGUUACAACUCUGACAAUGGACGUGACUACUGGCUGGUCAAGAACAGCUGGGGUGUGGGUUGGGGGAACAAGGGAUACAUCUGGAUGACCAGGAACAGAAACAACCAGUGUGGCAUUGCUACUGCAGCCAGCUACCCCCUGGUCUGAGCAGGUUGAGAACUUUCCUCAGUGAGGAGGAGAAAAGUGAUGCAUAAUUAACUUUAAUUUCAUAAAGAAACUGAGUUAUGGAAGAAGACGUCUUCUUGUUGUUCCAUGGACGUUAGCAGGGUAAAGAGCCUGUCUGCACUUUUAAUAGAAUAACCUUUUUUAUGAAGAUUGUAAAUAAUUGUAGAGAAUUAAAAUGUUUUACAAUG
Molecule: messenger RNA, 1239 nt
Organism: Centropristis striata (black sea bass)
Lineage: Eukaryota; Metazoa; Chordata; Actinopteri; Perciformes; Serranidae
Gene: ctsl.1
Product: cathepsin L.1
Exons: 8
Coding region: 32-1033 (333 amino acids)
Biological process (GO): immune response
Cellular component (GO): lysosome
Molecular function (GO): cysteine-type endopeptidase activity
Source: RefSeq, a predicted model, not a curated record